Trichosporon asahii var. asahii CBS 2479 is the source of this 1314-nucleotide messenger RNA. RefSeq lists its product as uncharacterized. The transcript has 2 exons. The coding region runs from base 1 to 1314 and encodes 437 amino acids. Lineage: Eukaryota; Fungi; Basidiomycota; Tremellomycetes; Trichosporonales; Trichosporonaceae. The record is from RefSeq and is a predicted model, not a curated record.
AUGCAGCAAGUCGACGAUCACACCCGAGUUCGAGACCUCGCCAGUCAGGUCUGGUAUCUGCCCCACGUCCGACUGGCAGUUUUCAAGCACUUAGUUCGGUCAAUCGAUCGCCGCUCGCGGACCAUCACCGAUGUGCGACGCGAAGAGAGGCAACUUCUCACCUCGCUCAUGACGAUUAGCAGAGAGACAUCCGUGGACGUUGCGAUGCUCCAGUAUCCUGCCACCUUCUUCGACGAAUUUCCGUGGGAGUGCAAGGAUAAGGUAGGCGCCCCAGGGCACUUCAGAGGUUUUCCCACUAACCUGAAGGAUCGCAUGAGGGGGUAUGCCGCUGGGGUCAUCACCUUGAACUUGAUGGGAAGCCUGUCUUUCCUCGUUAACUGGACCUGGGCCAAGCUCUGUUCGUUUUUCCCGAAACUCACCAUCGUCCAAUUCGAGGGCACCACCCUGCACUUCAAUCGCCGGGCUAGUCACACAGCGAAGGAUUACGGCCCUCUCGAUCAAUGGGUCACCGUCAAUGAGAACGCCAUUACGAGCUCCCAGCAAAUCAGCAACCAACUGCUCGGGGGAGCCGCAUUGUUGUCGAAGAUUGCUGGCCACGGUCUGCGACCUGUCUUUCCAGAUGAGGGUGACAAAAUCCACAUCCCAGCCAUAUUCUGCUUGCCUCUCGAGCAACUCUUCAUCAGAGACAGUGAACAGAUAUCCGACGACUGGUGCACAAUCUUGCACUACCGCAACACUGCAUGCGCUACAAUUCAGCAAUUGACUUGGGACUUCGGCAGCUAUUACCCGCAGAUCGAGCACCUGACCAGGCUCUCACCCCCCGGUCUGAAAGUCUUUGAAGCCGAGGUCUGGUCUACGGCGCCGCUGAGCCAAACCCUGAACAACUUCACGACCCUCAUCGACACGGAUGUGGGUACGGAUGAGCUGCUGAAGGAGCAGCCGCACCGUUUCCUCCCAGUUUACAAUGAACUGCCCGAAGAUCUUGAGGUUGAGCUGUCAAUUUGCAUCUCGAUUGAACAUGACGAUCCUCUCUACUACGCGGACCGACUGCUGAAGGCCCUCCCUCUGUUGUGGAUCGAAAGAAUGAAGUCGAAGCUCGGCGGCAGCAUGCGCAUCACCGUUGACACAUUGUGCGACCUCAAUGGGUUCUAUCUACCCUACCGCCCCGAACCUGUUCUUGAUCGCCUGAACCAAGUCCUCCCUCCGGUCCAGAACAACUCGAAUGAAAGCGGAAGCAGUGCUCCGGGAAUCGAUUACACUCUCGCCGCUGCUCAGGAGGGGCUAAUCGAUCACAUCGCUAAUCUUCACCUGUGA